GUGGAUGUGUAAAACCCGGAGCUGGAUUUCCCCGCUGCUGCUGCUGUUCUCGGAUUGGAGCCCGCCGCCCAUUUUCGCUCUGACGUUAGCUCCCGCUAGCGUUAGCCGCUUAGCCCGCUAGGCUACUUCUGUUUAGCGGAGGCUACGAGAUGGCGGCAGUCGGCGACUCGCAGCGCUGCUUCUGUGUCUCUUGAAUCUGUUGUUUUAACGCACGAUCUGGACUGUUUCUCUUGCUUUUGCUGUCGGUGUAAAGCAGGGGAAAGGGAAUCGACCUGCCUUGCGAAUCGAGGAACUGAUUAUUUCAGAGGAUUUCCAGCGAAAAGCCUGAUUUUUUACCGGCGUUGUUAUUUCUGUACGCGCUAAAAUGGCGGACUCUUUUACCUAGCCGGCUAGCUGCACUUUUUUGGACAUCUAGCUGGCUAAAACGGGCAGCUCGGAACUUUUUCGAAAGCUGAAUAGGAUAUUUUAUAAUGGACUAGGUCUUUUUUCUGCGUUUGCACGACGACUUCUGCCACGAUUAUUAGACGAAAAUGGCUUCUACUGGUACUGCGACGUCUGGUUCGGUUCUGCAGCCCCGCUGGAAGAGGGUGCUGGGCUGGUCUGGCCCGGUUCCUCGCCCUCGGCACGGACAUCGGGCUGUUGCCAUUAAGGAGCUCAUGGUAGUUUUCGGCGGAGGAAAUGAAGGGAUUGUCGACGAGCUCCACGUUUACAACACAGCAACCAACCAGUGGUUCAUUCCUGCUGUCCGUGGUGACGUUCCACCUGGCUGUGCCGCUUAUGGAUUUGUGUGUGAUGGCACUCGGUUGCUGGUGUUUGGUGGUAUGGUGGAAUAUGGAAAAUACAGCAAUGAUCUAUAUGAACUACAGGCCAGUAGAUGGGAGUGGAAACGGCUAAAGCCUAAAGCUCCAAAGAAUGGCCCACCCCCUUGUCCCCGCCUGGGCCACAGCUUCUCCCUGGUGGGAAACAAAUGCUACCUGUUUGGAGGCCUUGCCAAUGACAGCGAGGAUCCCAAGAACAAUAUUCCAAGAUACCUGAAUGACCUGUACACACUCGAGUUGCGUCCUGGCUCCAACGUGGCAGGCUGGGACAUCCCCAUCACGUACGGUGUCCUGCCUCCUCCCCGGGAGAGCCACACUGCCGUGGUCUACACAGAGAAAACCUCCAAGAAGUCUCGCCUCGUCAUCUAUGGAGGCAUGAGUGGCUGCCGGCUCGGAGAUCUCUGGACGUUAGAUAUAGACACACUGACCUGGAACAAGCCUUCCAUCAGUGGCACAGCUCCCCUUCCUCGAAGUCUUCACUCUGCCACAACUAUAACAAACAAGAUGUAUGUUUUUGGUGGUUGGGUGCCCUUGGUGAUGGAUGAUGUGAAAGUGGCCACACAUGAGAAGGAAUGGAAGUGUACAAACACAUUGGCUUGCCUAAACCUUGAUUCAAUGACAUGGGAGUCAAUUUUAAUGGACACUCUGGAAGAUAACAUCCCAAGAGCCAGAGCAGGACACUGCUCCGUUGCGAUCAACUCCCGGCUGUAUGUGUGGAGUGGACGGGAUGGCUACCGCAAAGCCUGGAACAACCAGGUUUGCUGCAAAGAUCUCUGGUACCUGGAGACAGAUCGCCCCCACGCACCGUCACGAGUACAGUUGGUCCGUGCUAACACCAGCUCCUUGGAGGUGAGCUGGGGUGCGGUUCCCACUGCCGACACCUACCUGCUGCAGCUGCAGAAAUAUGACAUCCCCGCAGCAACAGCGGCCACCUCUCCAAACGUCACGCCCACUUCCUCUCUACCGGCCAACUCGCCCAAGAGCCCGGCUCUGGCCGCCGCCGCUCCGGCAUCCCAGAGCCUGCCUCUGACUGGGGUUACACUUGUACCACAGAGUCCCUCACCCACUACUUCCAUGCCAGGCAGCCCACUUGCUGCAGCCUCACCCAGGGGUCCAGCCAUUCUGAAAGUGGCUGCACCUCAGUCCACUGCUGGAGCCUCCAUUGUCACUGUGCGUCAGGCCAAUCAAGUAGGGAAGUCCCCAGUCACUGUUACAUCACUUCCUGCUGGAGUCCGCAUGGUUGUCCCUGCUCAGAGCACUCAAGGAACGCCAAUUGGCAGCAGUCCUCAGAUGAGUGGCAUGGCUGCACUAGCUGCAGCUGCAGCUGCCACACAGAAGAUACCGCCCUCCUCCACAGCCACUGUGCUGAAUGUUCCAGCAGGAGCCACCAUUGUAAAGACUGUCGCUAUGACUCCAGGCUCCACAUCUCUGCCAGCUACCGUCAAAAUGGCCUCCCCAGUCAUGGUGAGCAACCCAGCAACACGCAUGCUGAAGACAGCUGCAGCCCAGGUUGGGACAUCAACCAUCUCCACGCCCAACACUCCAACUCGCCCAAUCAUCACCGUGCAUAAGUCAGGCACUGUGACGGUAGCCCAGCAGGCCCAAGUGGUCACCACAGUGGUUGGAGGGGUCACCAAAACAAUCACCCUUGUGAAGAGCCCACUUACUAUGGGCAGUGGUGGAACUCUGAUUUCUAGCCUUGGGAAGGUCAUGUCUGUGGUACAGACCAAACCAGUACAAACAUCUGCGGUGACUGGCCAGGCUGGAAGCAGCCCUGUAACUCAGAUCAUACAGACAAAGGGUCCUCUACCUGCGGGCACUAUCCUAAAGCUGGUCACCUCUGCGGAUGGCAAGCCCACAACUAUAAUCACAACAACGCAAGCAGGUGGCACUGGCACCAAACCCACCAUUCUGGGUAUUAGUGGAGUCUCCCCAAGCUCUGGUGCCAAACCUGGCACCACCAUCAUCAAAACCAUCCCCAUGUCUGCUAUCCAGCAAGGAGCUGCAGGUACUGUCAGUAGCCCUGGUAUGAAGUCUCCCAUUACUAUCAUUACCACAAAGAUGGUAACACCUGGCACAGGCACCCCAGGGAAAAUCAUCACCGCUGUACCUAAGCUGACUGCAGGAGCUGGACAGCAGGGGGUGACACAGGUGGUCCUGAAAGGUGCACCAGGGCAGCCUGGCACUAUUCUGCGCACUGUGCCUAUGGGUGGUGUGCGUCUCGUUUCUCCUGGAACUGUUUCUGGUGUCAAACCCACAGUUACCACGCUAGUAGUCAAAGGCACAACAGGAGUGACUACUCUUGGCACUGUGACCGGCACUGUCUCCUCCAGCCUGACGGGAGGCAAUGUUGUCACUUCCAAUGCAAGCCUGGCUACUCCCAUUACAAGCCUGGGUACCAUUGCCACACUUUCGAGUCAUGUGGUCAACCCAGCUGCAAUCACUGUGUCCGCAGCCCAAACAAGCUUGACUACCACGUCUUCUGUGGCCCUGCAGGCAGCUGCACAGCCAACUCAGGUGACUCUGAUUAGCACCCCUAGUGGUGUGGAGGCGCAACCUGUGCAGGACCUCCCUGUCUCCAUUCUGGCAUCGCCCACCUCUGAGCAGCCCUCCUCCACAGGUGCUGAAUCCGGUGAUGCUCCCGGUGAAGUGACUCUGGUCUGUUCCAACCCGCCCUGCGAGACCCACGAGACUGGCACCACCAACACGCCCACCGUGGCUUCUGCAAAGAUCUGUUCCAACCCACCUUGUGAAACUCACGUGACCGGAACUACCAACACGACAACCACAGCCUCUUCCAACAUGGGUCGUGUGCAACAGGUGUGCAGCAAUCCGCCGUCGGAGACACAUGAUACCGGCACCACGAACACUGCUACCACUGCCAGCUGCAGCAUGGGCUCCAGUGCAAUGGGCGUUGUUGACAGCAGCACGGCAUCGCAGCAACCCGCAGCGACCUCGUCUGGCAGUACACUUCAGUCUCCGGUAUGUUCUAACCCUCCGUGCGAGACGCAUGAAACGGGCACCACUAACACACCCACGCAAGCUUCCUCAAGCAUGGGCAGUGGACAAACCAGCACUGUACAGAGAGUAUGUUCCGACCCGCCAUGCGAGACCCACGAAACGGGCACCACCAACACACCAACCCAGGCGUCCUCGGGCAUGGGCAGUGGGCAGACCAGCACUGUACAGAGAGUAUGUUCCAACCCGCCAUGCGAAACCCACGAAACCGGCACCACCAACACACCCACACAGUCAUCUUCAAGCAUGGGAGCGGUGCAGAACGGCACGGUGCAGAGAGUGUGUUCAAAUCCACCAUGUGAAACCCAUGAGACGGGAACCACAAACACAACCACAACUGCCACCAGCAACCUGGAGUCAGGCGAAGAAGCAGCUCAACAAAGUGCUGAAGGACAAGAAGACACUAGUGGCACCAGUGUUGAGGCAACUUCAUCUACAGAAGCUGCCAAUCCCACAAUCCAGAGCAGAGCUGUAACCACAGUCACCCAAUCUACACCGACACCUGGGCCAUCUGUCCCAGAGAUUUCAUCCAUGGCGGGCUCUGCUGCGGUAGUGGAGGCCUCAGGUGAAGCUGAGGCAAUGGAACAGGGUGACUCUGAGGCCGUGGCAUCGGGUGAGGAACCCAUGCAGACAGAAGGCGUGCUGGGCGUAGAGAGCGGAGUCAGGGUGGUUGCUAUUGAAGAGGGUUCCGCUGGCGAGGCAGGAGCCAUGCUACAGGUGCACGUUGCCAUGGAAGCACAGCCUGGCCAGGGGGAACAGGCGGAGAUGGAGCAGGGAGGAGAGAGCGAGGAGGCCGUGGGUCUGACAGGCCAGGACUCUGAAGCCUUGGCACUGCCCCAGGAGCUUAUGGCUGCUGAGGGACAGCCCACCACACUAAUGGUGACUGGAUUGACACCAGAGGAGCUGGCUGUCACUGCUGCCGCAGAAGCUGCUGCUCAGGCUGCAGCCACCGAGGAGGCCCAGGCCCUUGCAAUACAAGCUGUGCUCCAAGCAGCCCAACAGGCUGUGCUGAAUGAAGGGGAUUCUGGGCACGAUGGUCAGCAGCCGACCACCAUUCCCAUUGUCCUGACUCAGCAGGAAUUGGCUGCUCUUGUCCAGCAGCAGCAACAGCUGCAGGAGGCCCAGGCCGCUGCAGCGGCUGCACAGCAGCUGGCAGCUCAUUCGGGCUCCGCAGCUCUGCCCACAGAAGGCCUCGCCCCUGCAGACAGCCUCAACGACCCCACGUCCGAGAGCAACGGCCAUGAGAUGGCUGCCGCUGCGGCGGUCACUGGAACUGUGGCUCGUCUUCUUCCAAGCACCUCUGCAGAAACUUUGGCACCAUCAAGUACGUUUGCUCCAUCCCAGCCGAUGGUUGUGGCUAGCCCUGCCAAGAUGCAGGCAGCUACUGCUCUUGCCGAAGUAGCUAACGGCAUAGAGUCUGCAGCAGGGAAACAAGGGGCACCCCCUGCAAUUGUGAAGCCUCCAGUGAAGAAGGAAAAUCAGUGGUUCGAUGUUGGAAUAGUGAAGGUCACCAACAUGGUCGUCACACAUUAUUACAUGCCAGCGGAUGAUUCAGAAGUUACAGAUGAUGAUUCUGGGACCAUUCCAGAUUAUAACCAGAUGAAGAAAGUGGAGCUCUCUCCUGGCACAGCGUACAAGUUCCGUGUUGCUGGCAUUAACGCUUGUGGCCGUGGAACCUUCUCUGAAGUUUCAGCCUUCAAAACUUGUCUACCUGGGUUCCCUGGAGCACCGUGUGCCAUUAAAAUCAGCAAGAGCCCCGAUGGUGCUCACCUCACAUGGGAACCUCCGUCAGUAACUUCUGGGAAGAUUAUCGAGUAUUCCGUCUAUCUGGCCAUCCAGAGCUCACAGACAACCGAGGCAAAAGCAUCCGCCCCUGCGCAGCUGGCUUUCAUGCGGGUUUACUGUGGGCCCAACCCCUCUUGCCUGGUUCAGACCUCCAGCCUGUCGAAUGCUCACAUUGACUACACCACCAAACCUGCAAUCAUCUUCCGUAUUGCUGCUCGCAACGAGAAGGGCUACGGUCCUGCAACGCAAGUCAGGUGGUUGCAAGAAACCAGUAAAGAUGGAUCUGCUGCCAAACCUGCAGUGAAGAGACCAGUCUCCUCUCCUGAUGUGAAAGGAAUUGGUGUAAAAAAGGCCAGAGCUGACCAGUGAAAGAGCUUGCCAUGCCCUCCCCAUCCUGAGAUCAAGACCCACGACUGAACUCCUCUUCUUCCUGCUGAAUGCCCUUCCCCAGCCUUCUUCAUCCCUACCACUCAGUACUUCAUGAGAUGGCAGCAUAAAAAGGAAAAAAAAAAUCAAGAUAAUCUAUUCUAUUUGUGCCCUACCCCGGUCAUCACUGAAGGUUCUGGUGCCAUGGACGCCUUAUCUCUCCUCUUUUUUUCGUUUUUGUAUUAUAAACGUGUCUUCAGACAAACAGUUACAAGCACAUACUUUUGCUUUUCCUGGCAAUUUUGUGUGACAGAUUUCCAAUGGCAGCAUUUAGUCAAGUUAACUGUGUUGAUUGUUUCUGUAGUUCAGUUCCUUUUUUCUUCCUUCAUAUUCUUUUAUUUUAGCUGAUUUCAAUACAAGCAAUAGAUAAAGAAGAAAAAAAAACAGUACCCUUUGCUCUUCUAUCAGUUGCCCACCCCACCCUUUCUGUUCUAUGGCAAUUUUGUAUAUUUCAAUUGGGCGCGCAGACAGAAGAUGGAAGGAGACUGAAUGGAGGGAGCGCAGACAACGAAGUUUCACCUGGAAAUUCCAUCCCCGGACGAUGGCAAAAGAAAACGCAGCACUUGGUGACACUUCUGAGGAAAAGACUUGUUUCGUUUUAAAGACAAAUCUGUAAUUGUACAUUCAGUCUGAGUCCAGUAGCCUGUUAUUACAUCACUGUGUCUUCAUACAUUGCUGAGAGGGACAGAUUUAAGAACUGUACCAUUUUCUACCGAAGACGUGAGGACUCCGAUCCUUGUAGAUGGAGAGGCAUAUGACUUUUGCAUUGCAUCGAAGUACAUCUUGUAUAAAGAAAGAGGAAAACAAAAUCCCAAAAAUAGUAAGCAGUGAUGCAGAAGCUCUGUAUGUGGUUUAUUUUUGUAUUUUUCCUUUUUUUUUUUUUUUUGUUCUUUUUUUAAAAUGAUCUUUUUCUCCCCCCUCACUGUGUUUGUGUGCAUCCGCGCGGUUUUAAAACUUGUUUCCUGCUCAUUCCUAUAGUCGAUGAGUUGUGCUUGUGGGAUUGUGUGGCAGCUUGUCUUAGUGCCACGGUAUUUUUUACAUCCCAUGUUAAGUAUUUCAAACGGUGGUUCAGAAAUUGGAAUAUAAAGUGAACUUUUUGUACUCGUUCUGGGGACAGACGACCCACCCCACACCCAAGCUUGAGAAUACUGAAUAAAAUAGUUUUUGCGUUUUUGUUCGUUUCCUCCCGACUUGUAUACUGUUGGACAUUUUAAAGGAGUAACGCUUAUGUUCCUGUUGUUUGGUUAAUUUUUCUUAUCCUGUUAACCUUUCACUAGUCCAUAGUUAAUGUAAAAUUUACUUUCAGUGGAUUUUUUUUUUCUAUGCUUGUUUGUGAGUUGGUAGAGGUAAAAAAGCAAAACUGGGAUUCUUGUCUUAAUUGGGGGAAUGUUUAAGACGUUUCCACUUUUUUAAGGGGGUCCUACUCCCUCGAGUUGGCUGGUGAUUUGAACUUGGGGUGCAGAUGUAUACCAAGUGAGAGUGCUGAUCCAGGAUAAAGUUCUUCAACGUCUUUGAAAUGAUUUGAAAAUUAAAAUCUGAUCCUAGAUCGGGACCCUUACUUUUUGAGAAGUUAUGCAUAUGACCCCAGUUUCUAGAAUGUUUUUUUGUUUUGUUUUGUUUUUUUCUUAGAGAGAAGUGAACAGGUAUGUCUGAAUGAAAGUGAGGAAGAACAUGGGUUUGCUUUUCUGACAGUUGGAAAUUGUGAAUGAUGGAUUUGGCACAGCCAGCGUUUGAACUCGGUUGUAAAUUAGUUCUUUCACGUAGCAAGAAGUAAAACAACAAGAAACAACUCUGCCUUUUUUAUAUAAAUAUCUGUAACAAAUGUUUUUACAUGUUGUCAUCUAUUGAUUGCUUUUGUGUCUUGACAUAUAAAAGUAAUGGAAAUCUG
Messenger RNA from Astyanax mexicanus (Mexican tetra), 7935 nucleotides. RefSeq names its product host cell factor C1b (gene hcfc1b). Gene Ontology annotation, cellular component: histone methyltransferase complex. Lineage: Eukaryota; Metazoa; Chordata; Actinopteri; Characiformes; Acestrorhamphidae. Gene Ontology annotation, molecular function: protein binding; transcription coactivator activity. The record is from RefSeq and is a predicted model, not a curated record. The coding region runs from base 531 to 5990 and encodes 1819 amino acids. Gene Ontology annotation, biological process: regulation of DNA-templated transcription; chromatin remodeling. The transcript has 28 exons.